Molecule: messenger RNA, 456 nt
Organism: Lynx canadensis (Canada lynx)
Lineage: Eukaryota; Metazoa; Chordata; Mammalia; Carnivora; Felidae
Product: adhesion G-protein coupled receptor D2-like
Exons: 5
Coding region: 124-456 (110 amino acids)
Source: RefSeq, a predicted model, not a curated record
UUUCCGUCCCAGAAACAGUUCGCAGCGAGUGAGCCGACCGUAGGCGCCGGGCCAGAAGAAGCAGUCCACACUGGCCACACCUGUGACCCCUGCUGUCCCUCACUGGCCCCUGCUGGAUCCAGAAUGGCUUCCUGGUGCUACUGCCUCCUCUACCUCCUGAUAAGGAGUCUCUCUGGGACACCCUCCAACUCCCCAGGUGAAGCAAGGAGCUCUUGGCUCCCAGCUCCAGUGGACCCCGGUGAGGUGGUGGAGACCCCAGACGGGGUGUGCAAGUUCCCAGGGCAGCAGCUGAGCUGGUGGCAGGCUCAAGAGUCAUGUGAGCAGCGUUUUGGCCACCUGGCACUGGCGCCCCCAGCUGAGGUCCUUGCUCCAUGGCUGCCCAACCCCAUCUGGGUGGGCCAAAGGGAGGCCCCUCUGCGGAGACCCCCCCAGAGGCGUUCCCUCGUCCAGAACUGA